AUGAUCGCUACUACUCACCGAGAUCUUCGUUCCAGCACAGCAGGCUACUGUAUGGCCAUGUCCCGAUGUUUCUCUGAGCCGGCCGGCUGCCUCCAACAAGGAAUAAACAUAACAACAUAUGAAACUUCCAUUCAAAUCAGUGAAUCAAGCAUAAAAUCAUGGAAUAAAGAACAUUUUGAUUUGACAUUUCCCAAACCAUCGCAGCCAGGUAUAAAAAAGAGAUCAAAAUCUUCAGAAUCAUCAGUCACAGUUCCUAGGCAUGACAAAAGAAAAUUACAGCAAGAUCAAAAUCCAGCUCACAUGUGGAUAAGGCACUCUUUAAGAAAAUAUUUCCAAAGACCAUCUAUUUACUUAGCUGUCCAGAGACAGGCUCCAUUGAGACAUCCUUAUACUCCCAAAACCUAUCUUCAAAAGGUAAAAUCAAAAACGUCCAAAGAUAACAAAAAAGGAAUGGAUUUGAACAAAAGUUCUAAGAACAAAAUGUGUUCACAUGCAAAAAAUUCAGGAUCCAAGAAAAUAGUAAAUGAUGAGAAAGAUGAUAAACCUGAAAGAAGUAAAUCAGAUAAAACUCAACCUAAGUCAUCAUAUAAAAGUGUAAUAUCUAAGAUGUCAAAGUACAAAUCAGAAAAAAAUCCAGAAUCCAAAGAUUCAAAAGUAAUCUCAAAAAAACAUUCAAAGAAUAAUAGGAAAAAUUCAAGGACUUCCAAGGAGUCAAACACUAAAUCCAUAUAUACAAAGAACAAUCCAGCAAAAGACUCUAAGAAGAGCUCGAAAAGUAAAUAUAAUUCCAAAUCAGAGGCUUGCUCAAAAAAUAGUUCAAAUUUGGAUUUAGUAAUGUAUUUGGAAGAGGCUGGCACUGAAUCCAUGGCUUUUGAUACAUGGGUAAAGAAUUGCUCCCAGAAUAAUUCAAAGAAGCCUUCCAAGAAGGACACAAAGAAGGAUGCAAAGAAGAGCUCCGACACUGAAUCUGGAAGCUCAAAGGAUGUAAAAAAAGAUACAAAGAAGGAUAAGAAAAUUGCAAAGAACGAUGAGAGAAAUUACAAGAAAAAGGAUUCAAAGAAAGACACAGAGUCUACUGGUGCUGAAUCUGGAGACUCAAAGGAUGCAAAGAAAGAUUUAAAGAAGGACAAGAAAAAUGAAAAGAAAGUUGAUAAGAAGAAAUAUUCAAAGAACGAUACAGUCUCUACCGGUUCUGAGUCUGAACUGGAAUCAAAGAAAGGUAAGAAAGAUGAAAAAAAGGAAAAGAAAGAUUCGAAGAAAAAUGACAAAAAGAAGUCUGUCAAGAAGGAUGCAACAUCUACUGAUGCUGAUUCUGAAUCUGAAGCAGAUUCUAAAAAGGGUAAAAAAGAUGAAAUGAAGCAGAAGAAAGAAUCAAAGAAAGAUAGUAAAAAGAAGGAUGCUAAAAAGAAUGCAGAAUCAACUGAUACUGAAUCUGAUGUGGAAUUAAAGAAGGGUAAUAAAGAUUCAAAGAAAGAAAAGAAAGGUUUAAACAAAGAUGCUAAGAAGAACAUGAAAAAGGACACGGAGUCUACUGACGUUGAAUCUGAUGAUUCUUUCAAGAUAGGCUUAAAAAGGGGCACAAAGGCCAAAGGUUCAGAUGCUGAAUCUGAAGAGUCACUAUAUAAACCUGGGGCUAAAAAGAGAGCUGAUGAAUCAGAUGGUACAUCUGUAGAUUCAAAGAAAGAAGCCCUGGAAAUGAAGAAAGGAUUAGGAAUGUCAUCUAAAAAGACAACAUUCAAAGAAAAAGAACAAAAACUAAGCACAGGUAGAGUUCCUCCAUCAAGAGAAAGACCACCACUCCCACCUUGUGAGCCUUUACUACCAUCACCUAAAGUCAAACGUCUGUGUCGGUGCAGGAUGCCUCCUCCACCUCCAAAACCAAGAUAUGCUCCUUUGGUAAAUCCCCAGUAG
Messenger RNA from Nycticebus coucang (slow loris), 1911 nucleotides. RefSeq names its product cylicin 1 (gene CYLC1). Gene Ontology annotation, cellular component: nucleus; acrosomal matrix. The record is from RefSeq and is a predicted model, not a curated record. Gene Ontology annotation, molecular function: structural constituent of cytoskeleton. Bases 1 to 1911 code for a protein of 636 amino acids. Lineage: Eukaryota; Metazoa; Chordata; Mammalia; Primates; Lorisidae. The transcript is spliced from 5 exons.